Messenger RNA from Polistes canadensis, 1866 nucleotides. RefSeq names its product tektin-4 (gene Tektin-A). The record is from RefSeq and is a predicted model, not a curated record. NCBI's taxonomy places the organism in Eukaryota, Metazoa, Arthropoda, Insecta, Hymenoptera, Vespidae. The coding region runs from base 198 to 1586 and encodes 462 amino acids. Gene Ontology annotation, cellular component: nucleus; microtubule cytoskeleton. The transcript is spliced from 8 exons. Gene Ontology annotation, biological process: cilium assembly; cilium movement involved in cell motility.
AUACAUUUAUUCAUAAAAAAUUUAAAUUAAAAAAAAGUAAAUUAAUUUUAUUUGGAAAGUCUUGAUAGAUCGAUAAAGUAGCCUUAGAAACAACUGAGAAACAGAAUUUUAAGUAUAUCGAGGAGACAAGAAAUCAUGCGUGCGGUGAUUUACAAUUUAUACAAAAUGUGAAGGAACAGGAUAAAUUUCCUUGUCCUAUGAACGAAGAAAUUCGUAAGGAAUCAGAUGAAAAGAAAAAUCCAUUAUAUUUUCCUCAACCAGGAGAUGAACUUCCAAUGAAAGAUGAAGGACCAAUGGAUGAAACAGGUCCAUGGGCAGCAGGUCGAGUAACAUAUACUCCACAAGGUGGUAUAACAGGUCUACGACCUGUUGCCGAUCGUUAUUCUAUAACUCGAUUUGGUCCGAGCGAAUGGAGACAACACAAUCAUACAUUUUUUCAACAAUCUGAUGAAAAUAUUCGUAAAGCCCAGCAUGCAACAUUUGCCGCAAAACAAUGUAUCGAAAGAGUAUAUAGAGAAGCUGAUAAACAGCAAUUAGAAACAAAAGAUUAUUUAAGAACACGAGCUAACGUUGUCCACCGAUGGAAAUUAGAAUUAGAUCACGCACUUCACAGUAUUACAGAAGAAAUAAUUUUAUUAGAAGGAGAGAGACGUCGAGUUAAACAAUCUCUUUCCGUUAUAACUAUUCCCGAAUCUAUAGCCGGCGAAUUUUUACAAUUACGAGCUACUCGUCUCGAAUCGGAUCUCGUUAAAGAUGAUCUUGAGAAAGAACUUACAAAGGAAGUAGCACUUUGCUCAGAGAUACGUGAUUUGUUAAACAGGACACGUGAACAAAUAGAAAUGCAAUUAAUCGAAUUAAAAGCAGCUAAAGCUAGAAUGGAAAAUGAUUGGACCGAUAAAAUCGAUGCUUAUGAAAGUGAUACUAAUUGUAUCAAAAUGAAUAACGAAUCACCUCUCAUAUUAUGGAAGCCCGGUGCUACCAGAUUUCCAGCCGAACAAUCAACACCUGCGAGUUAUGAACAUUUUACACGAGAAGUAUUAUCCACCGGAGAAACUGUCAGACAAAGAUCAAUUACUCUUAGAUCAACUUUAGAUGAUAUUUAUAAUAAAUCAUUAAAAGAUCUUCGUAAUCAAGCGAGUCGAGUUGAUACUGCAUUGGCUGCACAAAUCAAUUUAACGGAAGGAAUAUGUCUGCAGUUAGAAAAAGAAUUGCAAAGAUGUUUACAAGAACUCGCAAAUACAGAGAAUUUAAUCGAAGAACUUCGAGGAUCUACCAAAGGUUUGGAUAACGCAAUGAAAUUGGCACAAACGUGUCUAUCCGAACGUUUGUUACGACGCAACGUUGAAAGUUGUCGUGAUGUACCACAAUUUGCACUCGUAGAUGAAGUUAAAUCUUUAGGAGAACGAGUUACUGCAACUUUAAACGAAUUAAAACGUGCCGAAGAUACUCAAGCUGGUUUAAUCAAAGCCAGAGGUGAUUUGGAACGAGAAAUAAUAGUUAAGCGAAAAACUUUAUAUAUAGACAGACAACGUGGACAAUUACUUCGUUCGUUUUACCCUUCUGCCACUACACUUUCAGGAUUUUAAAUUGAUCUAUGCACACGCAUUUAAUAUAAUUAUAGCGCAUCCGUAAAUUAAAAACAAAUUACGUUACUUCAUUAUUUAAAUUGCAAUAAUAAUUUAUAGAAUAGAUUAUAAGAAAUAUCCUACGUGUGUUCAUGUAUGCUUUGAUCGAAAUGCAAUAGUAUAUGUUCAUAAGAUAUACAAAUCCCCAAGCUUUGAUCAUAAAUCUUUGUAAUACACAUUUCUUAACGAUAUUUCCUAUAAUGUUAAAGACGACAAUAAUAACAAAGUAUGUGUGAUUACA